GGGCAUCCACCACAUCUCUGUGGCAACCCGUUCUAGUGCCUCACCACCUUUAUCAUAUAUAUACAUCCCUGUAUAUCCAGUCUAAAUCUCCCCUGUUAGUUUGAAACCAUUUCCUCUCGUCCCCCAGACGGAUGCUGGAAUGCUUGGAGGCCGGCAGUCCCCCAGCAGGGCGGCACCGGUCGGCUUCUGAAAACCGCUGCGUGUCCUCGGACCUUUCCUUUCUGUAUUUUUUGUUACGUUGCGGAAAAACCCCAACGACGGGAUGCCGCCCGUCCCGAGGGGCCAACGGCCGCCUCCCGGGGCCAGCGCUCACCUGAGGCGCCGGCAGCCCCGCCUCUCCCGGCCCCGUCUUUAAGGCCCUCCUCCUCCUCCUCCUCCUCUUCCUCGCCCUCCCUCCCUCCAUCCAUCCCCGCUCUCCGCCGCUCUCCGCCGCCGGGCUCUGCCUCGCCCGCCUUCCCCCACCCCGCUCCCCCCGCCGCCAGCCAUGGCCGACAUGAAGACGGGCAUCUUCGCCAAAAACGUCCAGAAACGCCUCAACCGCGCCCAGGAGAAGGUACUUCAAAAACUAGGAAAAGCAGAUGAAACAAAGGAUGAACAGUUUGAAGAAUACGUUCAAAACUUCAAACGGCAAGAGGCAGAGGGUUCCAGGCUCCAGAGAGAGCUGAGAGGAUAUUUAGCAGCCAUCAAAGGGAUGCAAGAUGCCUCAAAGAAGCUUACAGAGUCUCUCCACGAAGUGUAUGAGCCAGACUGGUAUGGACGAGAAGAUGUGAAAAUGAUUGGUGAGAAAUGUGAUGAACUUUGGGAGGACUUCCAUCAAAAACUUGUGGAUGGGUCGUUGUUGACUUUGGAUACAUAUCUAGGACAAUUUCCUGAUAUCAAAACACGUAUUGCAAAACGAAGCAGAAAGCUAGUGGACUACGACAGUGCAAGGCAUCAUCUAGAAGCCCUGCAGAGCUCCAAAAGAAAAGAUGAAGGCAGGAUUACCAAGGCAGAAGAAGAGUUUCAAAAAGCACAGAAAGUGUUUGAAGAGUUUAACACUGAUUUGCAAGAAGAAUUGCCAUCUCUGUGGUCACGGCGAGUUGGCUUUUAUGUGAACACCUUCAAAAAUGUAUCCAGCCUUGAAGCCAAGUUUCACAAGGAAAUAGCUUUACUAUGUCACAAACUGUAUGAAGUGAUGACGAAGCUGGGAGAUCAGCAUGCAGACAAGGCCUUCACCAUUCAAGGGGCACCAAGUGAUUCAGGUCCACUCCGCAUUGCAAAAACACCAUCACCACCAGAGGAGGUCUCUCCCCUUCCUAGCCCUACUGCUAGUCCCAAUCACAUGCUGGCACCAGCAUCUCCAGCACCAGCCCGGCCUAAAUCACCCACACAGCUGAGGAAAGGUCCUCCAGUUCCACCACUGCCUAAGCUCACACCCACAAAGGAGUUGCAACAGGAGAACAUCAUUAACCUCUUUGAUGACAACUUUGUCCCAGAAAUCAACGUGACAACUCCAUCACAGAAUGAAAUUCCUGAAACUAAGAAAGAAGAAUCUUUGCUAGAUCUGGACUUCGACCCUUUCAAGCCAGAGGCUGUAUCAACGGGAGUAACUCAUUCACCCAUGUCUCAGACAUUGCCAUGGGAUCUGUGGACGACAACAAGCGAAUUGGUGCAGCCGGCAUCCAGCACAGCAUUUAAUGGAUUUGCACAGGAUACCGCUGCAUUUACAGUGCAAUCAAAUGAGAAUGUGACAGAGACUCUGACUGAUGCUGAAGAAGCUCCACCUGGGGAACUCAAGGUCGAGGAAACCCCUACUGCUGCUGUUGUGGAAAAGGAGGCCAUCCCUGCUGAGCCAGAUGAGCCAACAGAGCAGGCUGCGGAGAGUAUCGAGGCAGGGGAUAAGGAGACAACUGGAAUUGCUGAGAAAGAGAGCGAGGUGGUGAGUGCUGCAGAUGGGGCAGUGACAGUGGAGGACAGCGUGGUGGUGGCAGCAGGAGCUGGUGAGGGUGCUGCUCCCACUGAACAGGAGGCUGCUGCUGAAGGUGACAAACCUCAGGGAGAAGAAAAGGAGGUUGAUGUUUCUCAGGAAAAAGUCAGCAGCAUCCCUUCAGUAGUAAUAGAGCCAGCAUCGAACAACGAAGGGGAAGGAGAAGAACAUGAUGUCAUCGUGAAUGAGUCCAAAGAUGCUGCAGCAGAGGUGGGCACUCAGGGCUCUGACAUUGAAACUUCCCAAGUUGGAAGUGAGCAGAAACCCACUGAAGAAAUCCAGACUGCACCUUCUCAAGAUCAGCCUGCAUCAGCAGGAGACACAGCUUCUGACAUGCCACCGGGCUUUCUCUUUAAGGUUGAAGUUCUGCAUGAUUUUGAGGCAGCUAACAGUGAUGAGCUUAAUUUAAAACGAGGGGAUAUUGUACUAGUAAUUCCUUCUGAGACCACAGCUGAUCAGGAGGCUGGCUGGUUGACAGGCAUUAAGGAAUCUGAGUGGCUUCAGUACAGAGAUGCAAAUAGUUAUAAAGGACUUUUCCCAGAGAACUUCACACGCCAUCUGGAAUAGUUCUUCUCUCAGGCACACGAAUGUGGUAUGAAGCUCAGUCAGUAGGUUUUUAACCUCUUUGAAACACAGGAGCCCACUUUUUUGUAGUUCAGGCUGCUAAUGGUUUACAGAUUGGUGCCAGACAAAGCUUGCUGAAGCAUAUCAAAAUGAGCAUGAGUGCAAACAGUUAAGCUAGCAAUUUCUGAAGCAGUGCGUGAAAAAAAAAAUCAAAUAAAAACAGAAAUGUCCUUAUUUGUUCACAUGUACGUGGCAACAGGUUUGUUUGUGCUUUGUCAGAGCUAUGGUGAUCCUGUAUUUGGUCCUUUCCCAUGAAAUCCAAAAUUAGCCUCCUUGAUACCAAAACCUUAACUUCUCUGCACUAAGUGUAUUGUAUUGAGUUGCACUGCAGAAAAUUUAAUUAGUAAUCCUGUAGUAAUGAGGUCAAACUAUUAUAAGUUUCAUGUGUUUAAAAGAUAUAAUUAACUGCUGCAACGUUUUUCAGUGUUACUUUUGGACAUGCAUAAUAUAUAUACACAGGAACUUGAAUGUGUAUAUAUAAGUGCAUAUGGGUAUAUAUGCAUUUUAACAAUUUCAUUGUAGUUCUUUGACUGUGUAGUGUCAUCAGUACAUGCAUUGCUCUCUCACUGUCUGGCAUUACAGGAAACAGUUUUGUUCCAAAGCAAAACUAGCUGCUCCAUUGCCAAAACAUUGAACAGUAUCCGUGUUAGUAAUGUGAAAUUUUCAUUCUGAGAUGAUGAAUAACAUCAUUUUCAAAGCUGCUAAACUUUUGAGAAGGCAUGGCUCAGUUUCCUCUUCCAGCUGCAGUAGUUACAGUGAGAUAAUCUGGAAGGGGAACUGUUAUGAUGCUCAUCUAUACUUUUUUAUUUAAUUGGCUGAAUAAAAAAAAAAAAAAAAACACAACAAAAUUAAUCUCUGAGAAAUAAACUUAAUAUAUUUUCACAAUAAGUAUUUAUGCAGCAUACCUUCACAAAUCCUUUUAAAUUAAGAUAUGUAAUGUAUCCUGUAUCAAAAAGUCAUCUGUAACUUAUGUUUUCCAGUGCUGUGUCAUUAAAAAUAAACCUUUGAU
Messenger RNA from Phasianus colchicus (ring-necked pheasant), 3599 nucleotides. Its product is annotated as amphiphysin. The record is from RefSeq and is a predicted model, not a curated record. Lineage: Eukaryota; Metazoa; Chordata; Aves; Galliformes; Phasianidae. Gene Ontology annotation, cellular component: plasma membrane; cytoplasm; synaptic vesicle. Gene Ontology annotation, molecular function: protein binding; phospholipid binding. Gene Ontology annotation, biological process: synaptic vesicle endocytosis.